AUGGAGGUCUUGACAGACAUAUCAUCCCCGGCACCUGCUGUGGAGCUUCCUAUCGUGAAGGAAAAGAAGACUCGGUCCAGGGUUUCAAGAGCUGGCGGAAAACAGAAAGCUCUGCUAGCUGCUCACCUUGGCGAUGAGAUAUGGCCCCGGCCAUAUUUCGUUGAAAAUGGUUUACGACGCGUCGCACCAUAUCACUACACCUACAACACGUGGUGCAAAGAGCGAUGGAGGGGCAGACAGCUUCUCGAGAUAUUUGAUAGUGAGUUCAGGGACAGGCCCGUGGCGUACUAUAAGGAAGCCAUGGAAAAGGGCAUGAUCCUCAUCAAUGGCCAACCAGCGAUGCCGGACUAUGUGGUCAAAAAUGGCGACCUAGUCUCACACAAGACUCAUCGUCAUGAGCCACCAGUCACAGCUGAUGAGGUUGGGAUCAUUCAUGAAGAUGAGAAAAUGAUUGUCAUCAACAAGCCGUCUGGGAUACCAGUCCAUCCGGCAGGCAGGUACAAUUUCAAUUCCGUGGUCGAGCUCAUGAAAGAACAACGAGGCCCUCAAUGGAUAGCGUAUCCAUGCAAUCGCCUGGAUCGGCUGACCAGCGGCAUAAUGUUCAUUGCCAAGGACCCAGUUUCUGCUGAAGAACUGAGAGCCCAGAUAGCGCAGCGAAGCGUGAGGAAAGAAUACGUGGCGAGAGUCGGUGGGAACUUUCCUGAUGGGGAAGUGGUCUGCGACCAGCCUAUACUCCAGAUCUCGCCCAAGUUGGGGCUCAAUCGAGUUCGCGCAGAUGGGAAGGAAGCACGGACGGUGUUCAAGAAGCUCGCAUAUUAUCCCCCACAAGCAGAGGCAGAGCAGAUACCAGAGCAAGCCGGGCUUGAAGGAGAGCCAGGCAGACCUUGGGCCAAUGCGGAAGGAUAUUCAAUCGUCCGUUGCCUGCCAGUCACCGGCAGGACACAUCAGAUCCGAGUCCAUUUACAACAUCUGGGGUAUCCAAUCGAGAAUGACCCAAUCUACGCCAACCAGCGAGUUUGGGGCAUUAACCUAGGACGGAAUGAUCCCGAGGCAGUCGAGAAUACUGAUGAGGACAUCAUCACCCGACUGAAUCGCAUGGGCAAGGAGGAUGUCGCCGAUGCGGUAGCGUACUACGACGAAAUGGUGGAUAAGUACCAUCAAAAGAAGGCCGAGAAGAUGUCGGGAGAGUUCUGUGAAGUCUGCGAUACACCGUUGUACACAGAUCCUGGAGACCACGAGCUAUCAUUAUGGCUACAUAGUCUUCGCUAUGAAGAUGCCGGGGGCGCUUGGAGUUACGUGAGCCCACUCCCCAGAUGGGCAACUCCCCCCACAGGCUUCAGCGGCCCUACGACAGUUGGAAGCUUAGAUUCCUUGGUUGACGCGGUCAAGGAUACGAACCCUGAAAUAUCCUGA
Neoarthrinium moseri is the source of this 1413-nucleotide messenger RNA. RefSeq lists its product as uncharacterized. NCBI's taxonomy places the organism in Eukaryota, Fungi, Ascomycota, Sordariomycetes, Amphisphaeriales, Apiosporaceae. Gene Ontology annotation, molecular function: pseudouridine synthase activity; RNA binding. Bases 1 to 1413 code for a protein of 470 amino acids. The transcript has a single exon. Gene Ontology annotation, biological process: pseudouridine synthesis. The record is from RefSeq and is a predicted model, not a curated record.